AUGACGAUCGGUGAUAAGCAAAAAUGGACCGCUUCUAAUGUCCGUAAUACCUUUUUAGACUAUUUCAAGUCCAAAGAACACAAGUUUGUCAAAUCCUCUCCAGUCGUUCCAUUUGAUGAUCCAACUUUACUUUUCGCUAACGCCGGUAUGAACCAAUAUAAACCUAUCUUUUUAGGUACCGUCGAUCCAGCUUCCGAUUUCUACACCUUGAAAAGGGCUUUCAACUCUCAAAAGUGUAUCAGAGCCGGCGGUAAACAUAACGAUUUAGAAGAUGUUGGUAAAGAUUCCUAUCAUCAUACCUUUUUUGAAAUGCUGGGUAACUGGUCGUUUGGUGACUAUUUCAAGAAGGAAGCGAUUACCUACUCGUGGACUCUGUUGACUGAAGUUUACGGUAUUCCAAAGGAUAGAUUAUACGUUACUUACUUCGAAGGUGAUGAAAAAUUGGGCUUGGAACCUGACACCGAAGCCCGCGAAUUAUGGAAAAAUGUUGGUGUUCCCGAUGACCAUAUAUUACCUGGUAAUGCAAAGGACAACUUUUGGGAAAUGGGUGACCAAGGUCCAUGUGGUCCCUGUUCUGAAAUCCACUACGAUAGAAUAGGUGGUAGAAAUGCCGCUUCUUUGGUUAACAUGGACGAUCCUGAUGUCUUGGAAGUCUGGAAUUUGGUUUUUAUUCAAUUUAACAGAGAACAAGACGGUUCUUUGAAGCCAUUACCUGCCAAGCAUAUUGAUACAGGUAUGGGGUUCGAAAGAUUGGUUUCUGUCCUGCAAGAUGUUAGAUCUAACUACGAUACCGAUGUCUUUACACCUUUAUUCGAACGUAUCCAAGAAAUAACUUCAGUUAGACCAUAUUCUGGCAAUUUUGGUGAAAACGAUAAGGACGGUAUCGAUACCGCUUACAGAGUUCUAGCUGAUCAUGUCCGUACAUUAACUUUUGCCUUGGCUGAUGGUGGUGUUCCAAACAAUGAAGGUAGAGGAUAUGUCUUGAGACGUAUUCUAAGAAGAGGUGCCCGUUACGCUCGUAAAUACAUGAAUUACCCAAUCGGUAACUUUUUCUCUACUUUGGCCCCAACUUUGAUUUCUCAGGUUCAAGACAUCUUUCCCGAAUUAGCUAAGGAUCCUGCAUUCCUCUUUGAAAUCUUGGAUGAAGAAGAAGCUUCUUUCGCCAAAACCUUGGACCGUGGUGAAAGGCUAUUUGAAAAAUAUGCUUCAGCUGCUUCUAAGACUGAAUCUAGGACAUUAGACGGUAAGCAGGUUUGGAGGCUAUACGACACUUAUGGUUUCCCAGUCGACUUGACUGAAUUGAUGGCUGAAGAACAAGGCUUAAAGAUCGAUGGCCCAGGUUUCGAGAAAGCCAAGCAAGAAUCAUACGAAGCAUCCAAAAGAGGUGGCAAGAAGGAUCAAAGUGAUUUGAUUAAACUAAACGUUCAUGAAUUAUCCGAGUUAAACGACGCCAAAGUGCCCAAGACUAACGAUGAAUUCAAAUACGGUAGUGCCAACGUCGAGAGUACUAUUUUGAAACUGCACGACGGUACCAAGUUUGUAGAUGAGAUCACCGAACCAGGUAAAAAGUACGGUAUUAUUUUAGAUAAGACAUGUUUCUACGCCGAACAGGGUGGUCAAGAAUAUGACACUGGUAAAAUUGUUAUUGAUGAUGUUGCCGAAUUUAAUGUUGAAAACGUUCAAUUGUAUAACGGUUUCGUUUUUCACACUGGGUCUUUAGAAGAAGGUAAGUUGUCUAUUGGCGACAAGAUUAUCGCUUCAUUUGAUGAACUACGUCGUUUCCCUAUUAAGAACAACCACACUGGUACACAUAUCUUAAAUUUUGCCUUGAAGGAAACUUUGGGUAAUGAUGUCGAUCAGAAGGGUUCUUUGGUUGCUCCAGAAAAACUGAGAUUCGAUUUCUCUCACAAAAAGGCAGUAACAAACGAUGAAUUGAAGAAGGUUGAAGAUAUUUGUAACGAGCAAAUCAAAGAAAACUUGCAAGUGUUUUACAAGGAAAUUCCAUUGGACUUGGCUAAAUCCAUCGAUGGUGUUCGUGCUGUCUUUGGUGAGACUUAUCCAGACCCAGUUCGUGUAGUUUCUGUUGGUAAGCCAAUCGAAGAAUUAUUGGCCAACCCAGCUAACGAAGAAUGGACCAAAUACUCUAUCGAAUUUUGCGGUGGUACCCAUGUCAAUAAGACCGGUGAUAUCAAAUACUUCGUCAUUUUAGAAGAAAGUGGUAUUGCAAAGGGUAUCAGAAGAAUUGUUGCUGUUACGGGAACUGAAGCCUUUGAAGCCCAAAGAUUGGCUGAACAAUUUGCUGCCGAUUUGGAUGCUGCAGACAAGCUGCCGUUCUCUCCAAUAAAAGAAAAGAAAUUGAAGGAACUUGGCGUUAAACUCGGUCAACUUUCAAUUUCUGUUAUCACAAAGAAUGAACUAAAGCAAAAAUUCAACAAAAUUGAAAAAGCUGUAAAGGAUGAAGUUAAGUCAAGAGCCAAAAAGGAAAACAAACAAACUUUGGAUGAAGUGAAGACCUUUUUCGAAACCAAUGAGAGUGCCCCAUAUUUAGUCAAAUUCAUUGAUAUUUCUCCAAAUGCCAAAGCUAUUACUGAAGCCAUCAACUACAUGAAAUCCAAUGAUGGUGUCAAGGACAAGUCAAUCUAUUUAUUAGCAGGUAAUGACCCUGAAGGUCGUGUUGCUCACGGUUGUUACAUCUCCAAUGCUGCUUUGGCUAAGGGUAUUGAUGGUUCAGAACUUGCCAAAAAGGUAUCCAGUAUCAUUGGUGGUAAAGCUGGUGGUAAAGGUAAUGUUUUCCAAGGUAUGGGUGAUAAGCCAGUCGCUAUAAAGGAUGCAGUUGAUGAUUUAGAAAGCUUGUUCAAGGAGAAGCUUUCCAUUUAA
Messenger RNA from Saccharomyces paradoxus, 2877 nucleotides. It is a transcript of the gene ALA1, whose product is annotated as alanine--tRNA ligase. Gene Ontology annotation, molecular function: aminoacyl-tRNA deacylase activity; alanine-tRNA ligase activity; ATP binding. Gene Ontology annotation, biological process: tRNA modification; alanyl-tRNA aminoacylation. The record is from RefSeq and is a predicted model, not a curated record. Gene Ontology annotation, cellular component: cytoplasm; mitochondrion. The transcript has a single exon. Bases 1 to 2877 code for a protein of 958 amino acids. Lineage: Eukaryota; Fungi; Ascomycota; Saccharomycetes; Saccharomycetales; Saccharomycetaceae.